CCUUUGUGAGGCGAAUGUGAGCUCUCCCAGCACCCAGUUCGGGUGACAGCCACGAUCCGCAAACCUGCAACUGCAAACCUGCAACCCCUUGGAUAACUAUCUGCUCGUCGUCGUCGUCCUCCUUUCGUGUUGUUGUCCUGUACCUUGCCUCAGUGCUCUCACCGGGCAUCCCUAUCAUCAUCAUCAUCAUCAUCAUGGGCCUCCAAACUGCGGUGGUGGCUGUGAUCGCAGUCGGGUUUCUCCUGAUUCGAUACCUGAACAGAACCGAUAUUCCCAAGAUCAGCAAGCUGACCGAGAUACCGGGCAUUCCGAUAUUUGGGAGUCUCAUCCAGCUCGGCGAGGAGCACGCCAGGGUAGCUGCGGGAUGGGUGAAGAAGUAUGGCCCGGUUUUCCAGGUUCGAUUGGGGAACAAGAGAAUCGUCUUUGCGAAUACCUUCGAUUCGGUCAAAUAUUUCUGGAUCACGCACCAAUCUGCGCUGAUCUCUCGCCCGACCCUACACACCUUUCACACUGUGGUUUCCAGCUCCCAGGGCUUUACCAUCGGCACAUCGCCCUGGGAUGAGUCGUGCAAGAGGCGGCGCAAGGCUGCUGCGACCGCUCUCAACCGUCCCGCAGUUCAAUCCUACAUGCCGAUCAUCGAUCUAGAGUCCAACGUUAGCAUCAGGGAGCUGUUCCACGACAGCAAGGGCGGCACCGUGGAUAUCGACCCCAAUGCCUACUUCCAGCGAUUUGCGCUGAACACCAGUCUAACUCUGAAUUACGGCAUUCGCAUUGACGGAAACAUCGACAACGAGCUGCUGAAGGAGAUCUGUCACGUCGAGCGCAUCGUGAGCAAUUUCAGGAGCACGAGCAACAACUGGCAGGAUUACGUGCCGCUUCUGCGAUUGUGGCCGAGUCGGAACUCGGAGGCCAAGGAAUUCCGCAUCCGCAGGGAUAAGUACCUCACCCUCCUGCUCGACAUGUUGAGAGAGCGGAUCAAGAAGGGAACAGACAAACCAUGCAUCACUGGAAACAUUCUGAAGGACCCGGACGCGAAAUUAAAUGAAGCUGAGAUCAAAUCGAUCUGCCUUACCAUGGUUUCCGCUGGCCUCGACACCGUGCCCGGGAACAUAAUCAUGGGCAUCGCCUACCUCGCCUCGGACCACGGCCAACAGAUCCAAGCCCGAGCCUACGAUGAAAUCAUGAAGGUGUAUCCAAACGGAGAUGCCUGGGAAAAAUGCCUCGUUGAGGAGAAAGUCCCCUACAUCACCGCUCUGGUCAAGGAAGUCCUCCGAUUCUUCACUGUCAUCCCGAUAUGUCUACCCCGCGUCAGCAUUAAGGAUAUCCCCUACGAGGGUGCAGUCAUUCCGGCCGGCACUACAUUCUUCAUGAACGCCUACGCCGCCGACUACGACGCCACCCACUUCAAAAACCCCCACCUCUUCGAGCCGGAGCGCUACCUCUCUGCCACCGACGGCAGCGGAACCCCGCACUACGCCUACGGCGCCGGCUCGCGCAUGUGCGCCGGCUCGCACCUCGCCAACCGCGAACUCUACACCGCGUUCAUCCGGCUGAUCACGGCCUUCCGCAUGGUGCCCGCGCGGGAUCCCCGGGACCAUCCGGUCCUGGACGCGCUGGAUUGCAAUGCCACGAAGACGUCGCUGACGCUGGAUCCGAUGCCGUUUAAGGUUUGGUUCCGGGUCAGGGAUGCGGAGAGCCUGGAGAGGUGGAUGCGGGAGAGCGAGGAGAGGACGAGGGAGUUGUAG
Messenger RNA from Histoplasma capsulatum G186AR, 1745 nucleotides. Its product is annotated as phenylacetate 2-hydroxylase. The transcript is spliced from 4 exons. The coding region runs from base 195 to 1745 and encodes 516 amino acids. Gene Ontology annotation, molecular function: heme binding; oxidoreductase activity, acting on paired donors, with incorporation or reduction of molecular oxygen; monooxygenase activity. The record is from RefSeq and is a predicted model, not a curated record. Lineage: Eukaryota; Fungi; Ascomycota; Eurotiomycetes; Onygenales; Ajellomycetaceae.